CCUUGAGCACUUUAAAUUUCUUGACGACGAUUUGUAAGUUUUGUUUUCAUUUGAACUGCUCUCACCUACCAAUGACAGCGGUGCAGUGACCUGGCUGCAAAAUGGUCUUCAAAAGAUCAGAAUAUGGAAGAGAAUUCAAGAUCCAAAGUCUUGUUAAAAACAUACCCACAUAUUACGACAACUUAACCUACCGAAGUCAGCGCCGGGAACUAGAAUACGCUCAUACAUCGAUCGCAUGGGGUGACCCUGACAGCAACAACAAUGAAACGGCAGAGAAAGAAAUUUUGAAAGAAGAAAACUCAUCAGCUGUAAAAGAAAUGAAGAUAGCAGAACCAACAAGUGAUGUUCUUCCUGCCUUGGAUAAACAACCAAAGGAAUCUGUUUGUAAAUCUGAAGAAAAGACAAGUACACAGGAAGGGAAAAUUACAGAAUCUACCAAAGGAAAUAGAGGGGAUGUAGAGAUGCAGAGUCUGUCAAAAGAUGAAGGGCAACUCCGGAAAGCAGCAAAGGAAAAACUUGUCAAGUACACAUGUAAAGAAAACAUUGAUGUACCCAGACAAAAAACAAAAGGUGGUUCCCAGAUAGCAAGUCAGGAAAAGGGGCAUGAAAAAUCCAGUUUUAAACUCCAACCAAAGAAAGUUGAUGAUAAAACAUUUGUCAACAAAGCGAAUAUUCCAGUGCAACCUCGAGUGAGUAAGUCAGCAUCAGGUGCCCGUCCAAAAUCCGCCCCCUCCACCAGACAGCUCGAGCGAGCAAAACCGAGACCACCAUUCCUGCCGUACGGAUCUGGCGACUCGGAGAGGUUGACAGGAACACAAAGAAGCCAUAAUGUUCUUGCCUCUACAGAUGUAUAUCCCGCAGCAAUAAAAGCUCACAAGAAACUAGUGGAGGAUUCAAUAAGACGCAAAGAUGCAAAUGUGAAGGCUGCUAAAGAAGCCAAGAAGAGGAAACAGUUAUUCAGAGACAAACUGAUGCGUGACGCGGCAUUCUGGAAAUCUGAAUAUGGCUUCAGAUAUCCUGCUCAUCCAACAUCAGAGUAUGCCAAGAACUGUGACAUACCGAAACGGUGUAAAAGUGCAUUUGGGCUUGUUUGAAGUUUUCCAUGAUAUUUUGUUUUCUAUAGGGUAUUAGACAUACUGCUAGUAAGAGUUGUCAGAAAAAAUGAGUUGCAUGCUGUAUUUAAGCUGAUCAUAACUGAUGAAGAAACUGAUUUUUUAUUUUUUUCAUAAACUUUUUUUUGUUAAUAAUUGGAUGAGUUUAUAUGUUCAUGUACAUUGUACACUGUGAUUUCAGCAAUUUGUAUUUUAGAUGUGAGUCUACUUAAUGAUUUACAUACAAAAAUCUAGUUUUACAGGUAAACAGCGUGUUAAUAUUUGAGGUGAAGGAGUUGCAUGGACACAUUGUGUGCCAUUUAACACAUUAUACACAUGUAUGAUGUGCAUUAUUAGUCAAAUCUGUCUGUGAUAUCAACUGUUUUUUCUUCUUGUCCUGUUGGAAGUUUGUGUUACAUGGAAAUUGACUGUUUAUAUAUACCAUUCAGUAGUAUUUCACUUUACCGAAAUCAUAUUUCCCCUUUAAAGUAAGGGGGUAUCUAGCAUUCACUUUGUACAUCUGUCUGUUAGUGUGUGUGUAUUUGUUACCGUGUACAUUUAUGUAAGUGUGCGCAUUUGUCAAGACCUUGCUAGGCCCAUAAUUUCUUAUCACAUUAAUGUUUUAUGAAACUUCAUAGAUGUGUUUAUCAUGAACUACAUGGUAUGUCAUCAAUAUUAAUUUCACACCUUCAAGUCGAGGCAUUGAUGUGGGGUCAAUAUUCAAGUCAUUUUAUGGCUUGUACGACCGGGUACCCCCAACAUUUCUCUUCAAAUUUUGUAAUUUAACUUCAUACAGUUAUUUAACAUUCUCAGGUACAUACAUACCCCGAAAGUUUAUGACAUGAUGGGGUUAACUCAAAGGUCAACACUCAAGUACAUCAGAGUAAAGAUAAUUCUUGUGUAGCGGAACUGGACUGGGUUGAUCGUAAGCGACCAGAUAGCUCAAUUGGUAGAGCAUCCGUCUAGAGUUCGGAGGGUCCUAGGAUCGAACCCCGGUCUGGCCUUGCAUUUUUCCUCUCCUGUUAAAUUUGGUGCCCAAAGAAAUAUACCCACAGAAGGUCAGGUAUAGGGUCUCCUGUGUCUUCGGGGUCGAAGACUUUGUUUAAGGAGGGAGGUAUGUAGCGGAACUGGACUGGGUCGAUCGUAAAUUAAAAAAAUUAAAUCCAGUAAAUUGUUCUAAGGAAAAAAAGCAAAAUAUUCAUGACAUUGGCUGUGAAUGACUAAAUGAGUAUAAAUGGUUUAUAUAUGUUCUGUAUAUGUGUGUCAUAUAGACCUAUAUAUUUCUAUAGUUAAAAUAAAAUUCAUUAGAUGAAUGCCAGUCGAUAUUUUAAGCCAUAGAAAACCACAUACCAUAUUUAUUUAUUUUAUUCAUAGCCUAGUACUUAAACAAUACACAAAAGAAAAUUAAAAGUACAUUGUAAUAGAAAGGAUAUCCAGGAAGUGAAGACUCAAACAAAAAUGCAUUUUUUUUGCUAUUUUAUAAAUCACAACAUUAUGAUCCAGGUUUUACUGCCCCUUUUAUGAUAUGGAGAUUUAUAAGAAUAUAUAUCUCAUGUUCCCCAGGCAUGAAAUUAAAAAGAUAAGUGUGCCUAGGUGAAUUAAAUAUUAUUAUGGACUGCACUAGUGUUUAAAAGACAAUAUGGUAUAUGAACAAAAAGAUAUUUUAUUGUACUCUACAAGUUAGUGCAGAUGAUGUAUUGUUUUGUUGAGCAGGAAACCACUUAUGAUAUAUAUACUCACCAUAUAUAGGCCUACUAUAAAACUUUGAGGUGAACAAAUGCAAAGAACUGCAUAGCAUGUAUAUUUUUUUCGGUGGGGGGGGGGGGGGGGCCCCGUUUUUUUUUUUUUUNCGAGUUAUUUUUUAUUUACAGGCUAAUCUUUGUAAACCUGCCCCUGCUACUGAAUUCGGAUCCUGGUCUUUAUAUUUUGGCCUGUCAUUUCUUCUCUUAAAUUAUAGUGCAGUUGUAAGUAAACUCGGUCUAAUCUGAUCCCUGUCAACUCGGGAUAGUACUUAAAUAAGUUCUAAACAAUUAUACCAAUAUAAAAGAUCCUAGCUAAUAGCGUUACAGAUAUAGUCAUAUUGGCUUUUGGCAGGUUAGACUGUAAUAUAAGGAAACAAAUACAUCCUACAUUAUCCUUUUGCUGGACAAAUGUAAAAUGUAAUUCUCACAAGGGGUAGGGAAUUUAUAUAUUGAAAGUAUGGUUAAGGUGACAUGCUAUAUGUAUUUAUACAUAUAAAUACUCAUAUGCCAGUGCGGCAAGUAAAGCUACGUGUACAUGUACAGCUAAAUUUGAUCAUAAAUAUUAGCAGUUUAUACCAGUCCUUGAAGACAUGAUAGAAUGUUAUUGCCACUUAAUAUAGAAAGAUUAUUUAUUUUUUGUUACGUGUACGUAGUUAAGCAUGAUAUAGGAUAAUUGUAUAAUAACUAUGUGCUUCACAAUGCAGCUACACUGUACUGAAAUGCUAUCACUAAUGGUACAAUAAAAUCGUUAUACAACAA
Messenger RNA from Mizuhopecten yessoensis (Yesso scallop), 3592 nucleotides. RefSeq names its product centriole, cilia and spindle-associated protein-like. The transcript is spliced from 4 exons. Gene Ontology annotation, molecular function: microtubule binding. Gene Ontology annotation, biological process: regulation of mitotic spindle assembly. Gene Ontology annotation, cellular component: spindle; centriole; ciliary basal body. The record is from RefSeq and is a predicted model, not a curated record. NCBI's taxonomy places the organism in Eukaryota, Metazoa, Mollusca, Bivalvia, Pectinida, Pectinidae. The coding region runs from base 102 to 1094 and encodes 330 amino acids.